Nakaseomyces glabratus is the source of this 1950-nucleotide messenger RNA. RefSeq names its product putative serine/threonine protein kinase HRK1 (gene HRK1). Gene Ontology annotation, molecular function: ATP binding; protein serine/threonine kinase activity. The record is from RefSeq and is a predicted model, not a curated record. Gene Ontology annotation, cellular component: cytosol. Lineage: Eukaryota; Fungi; Ascomycota; Saccharomycetes; Saccharomycetales; Saccharomycetaceae. Gene Ontology annotation, biological process: intracellular signal transduction; protein phosphorylation.
AUGCCGUUGCUAUCGAGAAAACCGUUCCAUCACGAGCACCACUCGUCACAUUCGCCGCCACCCUCCAUAAAGAGCUCGAAGUCCUUUUUAGGAUUUAUGAGUAGGAAACCUAGCAGUGAUUCAUUAAAGAGUGAACGAUCGCAGGAUUCAUUGAAGUCGUUGAAUACAUCGAAUAAUCACAAUAAUGCGAGCUAUACUCAUCUGAACGACUCCAUGACCGCGUCGCCGAAACAGAGUCACUCGAUGGCUGAAUUGAAGAGAUUUUUCAGAUCUUCCACAAAGAAGAACUUAUCUAUGGCGCAGCUACGUUCAAAGAAUGCAUCUCCUACUAGUUCUGCAUCUUCAUCAACAGUGAAUUUGGCGUCACAUUUCAAUUUGGCUAUGACGUCAAAGUCACACACAAAUCUACAUGACACUCAUAAAGGUGAACAUGCUGGAGAGCAUCACCAUCAUCAACAUAAAGGUUACUCGAGUACGGCCUCUCUAUCGGCUAUGAUGCAUGGGAAACAUCACCAUCCCCAUGGAUCUACGGAUCACCACGUACAUACACAGUCUGCUAUCCCACCAACUUCUGAUUCUAUUUUAUCAUUAUCCAAUAACAUCAAUAUCUAUCAUGAUGAUUCGAUCCUUGCCCAAAAGUAUGGUAAACUAGGUAAGCUAUUGGGUUCUGGUGCUGGGGGAUCGGUUAAGAUUUUGACUAGACCGACUGAUGGAGCUACAUUUGCUGUUAAGGAAUUUAGACCUAGGAAACCGAAUGAAUCGGUGAAAGAGUAUGCCAAGAAAUGUACUGCAGAGUUCUGUAUUGGUUCUUCUUUGCAUCAUCCUAAUGUCAUUGAGACUGUCGAUGUCUUUUCGGACUCUAAACAGAACAAAUACUAUGAAGUCAUGCAAUAUUGCCCGAUAGAUUUCUUUGCUGUUGUAAUGACUGGUAAGAUGUCCCGUGGUGAAAUUAACUGUUGUUUGAAGCAAUUGACAGAAGGUGUCCGCUAUUUGCACUCUAUGGGUUUAGCUCAUAGAGAUUUGAAGCUGGAUAACUGUGUGAUGACCGCUGAUGGUAUUAUUAAGCUGAUUGAUUUUGGUAGUGCAGUUGUAUUUAGGUAUCCAUUUGAAGAUGAUGUUACUAUGGCUCAUGGUAUAGUCGGUAGUGACCCAUAUCUAGCUCCAGAAGUUAUAACUUCAACAAAAUCUUAUGAUCCUCAAUGUGUUGAUAUCUGGUCCAUCGGUAUUAUAUACUGUUGUAUGAUGUUAAAGAGGUUCCCUUGGAAAGCCCCUCGUGAAAGUGAUGAGAAUUUCAGGUUGUACUGUAUGCCAGAUGAAGUUCCGCAUGAUUACGUAGAGUCUGCCAGACACCAUGAUCAGCUAUUGAAGGAAAGAAGAGAAAGAAAGCAUAAGCAUUUGGAACCCGAACAGAACCCACAUAUAAUAGAUAAUGCUAGCGAGACAAAGGUACCAUCUCAUCUGAAUAUAGUACAAGGUAUUGCUGAUAAUAAGUCUAGCGAAGGUAAUGGAACCCAAGUACAGGACAACAGCCAGAAGAACAAUCUUCCAACACCUAAAGUUUCAGGAGAAGAUGGCGAGAAUGAGCAAAAGGCUAAAGAAAAUCUUCAAGAUCAAGAUGGAGUGGUAAAUAAGCCACAUACCAUUGAGCACACAGAGUCACAUGAUUUGAAAUCCAUUCCUUCACAUAAGCCUGCACAUCAUAGGAAAACUAUUAGAGGACCUUAUAGACUUCUACGUUUGCUACCUCAUGCUUCUAGACCAUUGCUGUCUAAAAUGCUUCAAGUUGACCCCAAACAAAGGGCUACUUUCGAAGAUAUUUAUGCAGAUGAGUGGUUUCAUAAUAUACCAUUUUGUACAAUGGAUGAAAAGAAGAAUGUUGUCAGAGCACCUGGCCAUCAUCAUACCAUAGUUAAAGAGGUUGACUCGCAUAUGGAAACAUAUAAAAUUUAG